AUGGAAAGCUGUUUUAAAUGGGUUCCAAAGAAGAGCUACAAUAAAUAUUGUUAUAUGCUUCUUGGUCUAUUUGUGUCAAUUGGCAGUAUUGUCAUUGGGAUUGCGACUGCUUUCGAUUUGAAAACGACGCUACAAUGUAACCCCGACAAGACCAUAGCGAGCGACCUGUCAACAAGGAAAUUCGUUGAAACGCAGUGUUUGCUUAAAUACACACAAAAAUUCCACCCUUCAUCACCUCUUUUUGUUCUGAUAAUAAUAAAUUUUGGACUUGUGCUUCUAUUCAGUAUUAUCUAUGCUCUGUGGGUGAAAGAUCGUGUGGAAAUCUUUGCAGAUCCUCCCAAUAUAACGACGAAUUCGAAUGGCGCCGAUAAUGAAAGUCAGCCACUCUUGGGUAUUUCACGGGCUGCAUCGGACCCUAUGGCAUGCCAAAAUCCUGGUGGUCAUAUUAUUUUCACGGUUUACAUUAUGCAUUUGAUCCUUUGCCGUAUAAUACCAUUAGUUGUAUUCGCAGCAUUGCUCUUUACUUCGUCCAAUUUUCCAGUCCAAUAUGAGUGUCCUUGGCCAAAGCAAACCACGAGUACUUCCCACGCAAACUUGACACAAAAUGAAAAUAUGAACUUUUCAACUGUGCGCUGCACUUAUCCUAUGGGCAGCAAUAAAGAAAAAGUAACUACGACCGUUGUAACAUUCAAUUUCCUUUUUGCUGCAGUGGCAUUCAUGGAGCUUGCCGAUCUGUUGUGGUCAACAUACAUAGAUCGUAAUCUAUUUACUGACCUUGAGUUUUGUUGUGUCUACCUUUUGAAAAAGCGUAAAAGAAUCAGAAAGUUAAUGAAAAAGAUUAGAGAGAACAUACCAGACGAAAUAUUUUACUUGUAUGAUGAUUUUGGCGAGAAACGUUUGUCACGUCGAAAACUGGAAGAGAUGUAUGUCAAUGUCAUAAUUCAGGAGGGAAGGCAAAGUACUUGUAGAAGACGGUUUAAAGAUAGGCAUGAGACAUACGAAGUAUAUUUUGAAGCACCAGAAGAUGCGACUACCCUUACGAAAGUGGCAUAUUUAUUUAAACCCACAGGUGCUGACAAGAAACAUACCAAAAAAAUUCUUGUUGUGGGCAGACCAGGCAUUGGCAAAACUCUCCUAACAAAAAAACUUCUCUAUCAGUGGCAACAACAAAUAUCCAAAUUCUGGCAUAAUAAAAUAGUAAUCUUAAUUCGAUUUCGUGCUUUUAACAAGGGGCAAACAAGUCUACGAGACAUACUGAGCAAUUCUGAUGGACUUAAUAUGUCAUUAGCUGAUUUGAAUUAUAUCUAUGAAUAUAUUUGUUUGAUACCAAGUAAUGUUAUUCUUAUUUUUGACGGGCUAGACGAACUUAAAGUAAAUAAUGAGGUUUUAGCCGAUGAAAAGCCUAUAAAAAGUCCCAAUCAAGUUACGCAUAUAUUCCUGAUUUUUAAACAGUUAGUAAAAGGCAAACUAUUGCCUGGAGUCACAUUAUUAACCACGUCUCGACCCACGGCAGAGCAUAUUUAUCAAGCCCUAAAAUUUGAUCGAGAGAUCGAGAUCUUGGGCUUUCAAGAGGGGCAAAUCAAAAAGUAUGUUGAAAAGUUUUGCCUUCAUGACAUGCAGAAAACCUCAGAGAUAUGGAAUUUAAUCAAGAAGUCACCGGAGCUUUUAAGCUUAUGUUACAUACCUGUUAAUUCCCGUAUAGUGUGUUUAACGUUGAAGGAAAGCAUUGAAGUUGAAGGUCAGAGCAAUGUCCCAAGAACAAUUACGGAGUUGUACAAAAGAGCUAUAAAGAUAUUACUUCAUAAGCACCAUUUAGGAUAUAAAGAUAAACCAAUUCCAAAAAACUAUAUGAUCGCAGAGCUUCCUGAACAGCUUCAAAACGACUUGAACAAACUUAAAGGAAUUGCAAGAAACGGAAUGAUAGAAGACCAGUUAAUAUUCGAGUUUGAAAAUGAUGAUGAAUCUGCUUCUGAGUUGUCAGACUGUGGUUUACUCAAUAAACUGGAAGACAAACGACAGAACAUUUUCUGUUUUCUUCAUCUGACUAUUCAAGAGUUUCUCGCAGCACUACACGUAGUUGAUGAUAUGAAAAAUGUUCAAUCAUUUUUAUCUGAGCACAUCAAUAAUCCCAAGUGGCAUUUAGUGAUCCAGUUUGUUGCUGGGUUAAUUGGAGAUAAAAAGAGGGAAUUGAAGGCACAAAGAAAUAAACUGCAAAGGUAUACGCCUGUUUAGUAAAAAAUAUAAAAUAUUCCACCAUAUACUGUACAUGUCUAUAUCAAGUUUAGAAGAACAGAGUUUAUACACCCCUCAGGAAAAUUAUCAGCCUUUACUAUAUAUAGAGCCUCGUUUUCAUUAUUGAGAUAUUGCAUGCAUGGGUUUAGACUUUUUGAGCCCUUUAUCUUGUUAGAGGUCAGACACAUUUACAAAACCAUACAGUUAUAUCAGUGAAUAUAGAAGACCUGUUUCUAAUGUUUUGUAAUCAGUAACAAGACAAAGGGCUCAUUGGCUCUUAAGUCAAUUUACAAAACCAUACAGUUAUAUCAGUGAAUAUAGAAGACCUGUUUCUAAUGUUUUGUAAUCAGUAACAAGAUAAAGGGCUCAUUGGCUCUUAAACCAAUUUACAAAACCAUACAGUUAUAUCAGUGAAUAUAGAAGACCUAUUUCUAAUGUUUUGUAAUCAGUAACAAGAUAAAGGGCUCAUAUUCGCUCUUAAGCCAAUUUACAAAACCAUACAGUUAUAUCAGAGAAUAUAGAAGACCUCUGUUUCUAAUGUUUUGUAAUCAAUAACAAGAUAAAGGGCCCAUUGGCUCUUAAUUAAGCCAAUAGACAGAUUUAGAUCGAGGACGCGGACGUCAAAGAUGACGUGAAAAUAGCGUGUUGUGCCCAUGUAUGGAUAUGCCACGUCAUUUUGACGCCAUUUUCACGUCGUCUUUGACGUCCGCGUCCUCGAUCUAAAUCUGUUUAAUGUCUCAAACACGAAAACGAGGUGUAUAGCCACGGCUAGCUAGGGUAAACGUAAUUGACUUUAAAUUUUUAUUGUUAACAUCAGGUCACCAAAGCUUACAAACAACGAAAGAAAACAAUUGCAAGAUCUUGCAAAGAACGAAAAAAUAAUAGAUUGCAUAUGCGAGAGGUACGUUUUCUGUUAUAGCCUGAGUACCAGGCUUUCUAUAUAUCUGUUAUUAUAUAUUAACACGCUUAUGAGCUAUACAAAUUAAGCUAUAUAUGGCAGGAAAUUUUAAGCAAAACUUUAAUAAAGAACUGAGUUUUGCAUUAACAAAAGGUGUUCAUAUGAUGGCAACCUAAAUUAGCCCCCUCCCAAAACAAUUUGCAGAGUGUCCGCCACUGAAAAUGUUAUACAAUCAUCCACCGAGAUUCCAAACAUGCGGCUACUGACAUAUGGGCGUGAAAUUCAACUUCGUAUUGUACCGAUUUUAAAUUAAUAAUUUCCAGGAUGUUUGUGCACAAUAUACGUUGCUGCGAUAUCAUUGUUAUAGUUUGUAAAAAGUGCAAUUAUAAUGAAUAGUCGUGAGGCAUACUACUCGAUCUACCAUGAUCCCGUAUAGCCAUGAUCUCUGUUGUAUUAAUUUCAUUUAUAGGGGACAUAAAAAUGUUUCGCGAGCGUUUACUGAGUUUUCAAAAGGCGUGAAAAGAUGAGCCUUGCUGCAUUUAGCAAAUUCCAGUCCACUCACAACUAACGCAGUAACGGUCUAGCUAAACAACGUACACGUAAAAUUUCGGUAAGGACUAAUUUCAUAAUAAAAAUUUCAAUGCAUGCACCCUUCCGGAAAGUAAUUAGUCUUUUGGCCACACAGCCUCGUUUACAGUAAAAAUAUAUAAUCUAAGGCGAACUUUUCAUGGGCCGAACCGAAUCAUAUUAAAGGGAUACGGCAAUAUAUUUUUUUAUUAUUUCAUUUUAAAGAACUUUUAAAAUUGCAUGUAUGUUAAUCUCUUUUACCGAUUUUGCGUAACUUUAUUAUUUCUUGAGAUAUUUGAAAAGAAAAAAUCACAAAUCGGCGAGCUUUCCGCCAUCUUGGAUUUUGGCGGAUAUGCAUGUGACAUCAUAAGCAGGGUCACGCAAGAAUUUUAUCCAUAGAGCAAUCAAUUGGUUAUUAUGAGCCCAAAAUCAUAUACUUCAGUAACUAUUUGAAAUAAAAAGCUGUCUGACGACUUUUCAAACAAGACUUAAUGUUAUUUGGUCAUUUAGAUGUAGUUUUAUAUGGCCAACCCUGCUUAUGACGACGUGACUAAAAUCACCGAUAAUGAGAUAAAAAUUAAUCCAAGAUGGCGGACAGCAAAUUAUUAUAAGUCAAAAUAUUUCAAGAAAUAAUAAAGUUACGCAAAAUCGGUAAAGGAGAUUAACAUAUAAUUUUAAAAGUUCUUUAAAAUGAAAUAAUAAUAAAAUAUAUUGCCAUAUCCCUUUAAAUACAACGCAAGUUUGGCAACUGAUUUAGAUGUCGCACUUAAUUGUACCGUGCCAAGACACAAGAACACUUUGUCAGAAACUUCAGCGCUAAAUUGCUAAUAAUUAUACCAUAAUCAUAUGAUAAUUUGUAUUGAAAAAAGAUAUGGGCAUUAUAUAUAGGUUCGGCGCAUGAAAAGCAUGGCGUCGAAAACGGGCAUAAGAGACCUUUAUAUUAUUAGGUCAUCAGUAACAGCAUUAAAGGCUCCAAAGCCGAGAUCUCAAUUAUGUAAACGAGGCUUCAUAGCCAGGGCUGAGCACUUUCCGAAAGGGUGUAUUCUAGUAAGCAAGUGUAUUCUAGUAAGCAAAAUGGAAAUUUCAUGAAGCGAACCCAGAUCGGGAAAUGCUCAUUGUCUGAAGGAUUUUCAGGGGAGCACAAAUUAAAGAGCUGUAUUACUGAGAUGUACGUUACCAAGAAUUUUUAGCAUAAAAUCGUACGUCUGUACACCUACAAUCGUCGAAUAAUUUCAUUGGGACAAAGUUCACGCCCAUAUAUAAAAACGCGCUACCCCAUAUGUAGCCUCAGUUUCAGCCCUCCUCUUCCCCCACCGAUCAAUGUUGACAACGAAACUGAGUUGGGCGAAACCUAACAUCGUUCCACAAUACAUAACAUUGAGGUUGUGGGGCGUAUAUAAAACUGCCGUUAGCAAAACAACAUCUCAAACUAUUCGUUUGAUGCAUCAUUGUCCCAAUGAAUUGGUCCAUGAUUGUAUUUUCUAACCCUUGAUCGUCGUCAGUAAAAACAAUAAAAUUAUAAUAUUUACACUCCUGAAGACCGGGCCCUGGCUUACCAAUCGAAAUGCGGUGUUAUUGGUCAAACAUGCUACAUUCAAAUUAAUUAAUAAAACAUUAUUAAUUUUUGUACCACGACAAUUUACCAAGGGAACUCUUCCAAACUAAUGGGCAAGACGCAUGUACGCAGCGCGUACCUAUUUUUACAAUGUUAAUAUAUAAGUUGCCAAACAAAGUAGCAAGCAUAUAAACUCAACGAUGUGUUAUUUGCAUUUCUUAUUUUUCUAUUUAUCGACAAUAUUCAAAGGUGAUGUCUACAGCUAGUUUAUGUGAAAUCUUGUCUGGCAAUUAUAAUAGAAGUUAUACGUAAUACUGAAAUAGUGUUACAGGAAAGAUUAUAUUUAUAUACGUGCAUUAGUUUUUGGGCAUAUUGAAAUCCUUGAAAUCAAAGCAAUGUUUGAUCGUUUUUAGUGUCAAAGCAUCACGCUAUAUCCUUAUAUAAGCAUAUCCAAAAAUGCGAAUGCGUGCAGGUUUUGUUCUUCGACUAUUUGAUGAGAGAUAUUUUGCAUGCCUAUGUGAGCCGGUUUGAUUAAAACCGCAUGUUGCUGUUUUGGAUGAUUUGCCAGCGAAAUUUAUGGGACAAAUCUAGGUUAUAAUAUCUACAUUCACCAUAGAUACAACCACAAUAUAUUCUAUGACCAUACUUCCUCUUUAAAAGGUUUAAAAGGUUAGGUGCAAACUGUUGACCGACGUGGUCUAAGAACCAGAGGUACUGUAGUACUUGGAUUGGAUUAAGGAAAGAUCCAUAGAAAUGGUACCUUGAAUAUACCUUAUGCAUAAUGACGACAGAAGGCGUGAUGCACGCUGGGAAUUCUGGUCUUCGUUUUGCCACGGCGGGAAAACAAUCCAACAUGGCCACUGUCGUAGGUGAGUGUGCUGCUGUUCUUAAUUUGUUGUCAUUUAGAGGCUGUUCAAGCCAAUGAAGACCCUAGUUCUUUUCAGAACUCUUGCAUUUUCUCUUCGAGAAGUUUUGGCAGUCCUGAAAGUAACGGCAACAGUUCGCUUUUAUCGACCAGUACAACUGUACGUGUAAAAGAAGUGGCGGUUUUACAUGUUGUGUUUCUGCUUGUUUUACCAACAAUAAAGGAAAUACCGAGCCUUCUUUUUAUAAUUUUUCAAGUGUGGAAUCAAAAGAACUCUGUAUUAAAGAAGUGGAUAAAUGUAUUUGCCUGCAAAGAUUUCUUACCGACAACAGGCCACUAGAGCGCGUUCUUUGCAGGGCCGUAGCUAGACGCAAUAAUUGGGGUAUUCAUAUUCAUGUUCACAUACCGGAAAAUCAACCGCUUUCAAAAGAAAUCCGUCGGGCAGAACACGGAUAUUAACCCCCAAUUAUCGGUCUGGCUACGGCCCUGGUUCUUUGCAUUUUCCAGGAGGACGUAAAUCCUACAUGAACCAGCCGCCAUAUUUGAAUGUUGCAAAGCCUACACCAACGAAUUAUAGACUAACAAUAAAGGCACAGAAUAUAACUCCUUUAUACAUAACAGAAUAUUGUUCUGGAUUUCUUUUAUUGUUCAGGUAAAACAACCAGGAACACGACAAGUAAAACCGCCAUUUCUUUAAUACUCGUGCUGGUCGAUGAAAGCGGACUGUUGCCGUUACUUUCAGGACUGCCAAGGCCCCCCACCAAGCCUUUCGAAGACCCAUGCAAGAGUGCUAAAAAGAACUGGGGUCUUCAUUGGCUUGAACAGUCUCUAAAAGACGACAAAGAACAGCAGCAUACUCACCUACGACAGUGGUCAUGUUGCUGUUUUCCCGCCGUGACUACUAUGACCAGAAUUCUCCGCGCGCAUCACGCUUUAUGACGUCAUUAUGCAUAAGGUCUAUUGCCAACCACACUUGGGAAGCUUGCACUAUCACACCAAUAACAUUGGUGGUGAAAAUACCUGUAUUUUGAUAAGGAAGAGUUGAGGGGAUUUUAAUCUUUUCUCACUACAUUAUAUAGUUACACUUUGACCAACAGCUAAUGGCCAUAUGUUGCGCAAGCAGCGCAUACAAGGCACAACUGAAAGCGGCACCCAAUUUCUGGAUCACGCAUGGUUCACUGGCUAUUAACUUUGGUUAAUACAUAACCUCACGAAAUUAGCGCGUGCGGUUCAUAUUUUGGUGAAAAGAAAUUUUCUCAUGUGAUACGUAACCUUCAUUUUUCUUAAAAUAUCUUUAUCUAGAUUUCAAAACUGGAUGCCAAAGGUAAGACGAAUUGACGGUCACAACAACGCGUUAUAUGUGAUAAAAUGUGUGCACGAAAUGCAAGAAGAAAGUGUUAUGAAAUUAAUUGCCUCCCGUUGGGAUCGUGAAGAAGUUUGUUUAGACCAUUUACAUAUUGCGCCAGUGGAAACUACUGCUUUGUUUGAAUUCCUAAGUUAUUUAAAGAACUUGCACAAGCUUAAGAUGAUUCGUUGCAUCAUGGACCAUUUCCACGCUGUCCAUGCAUUGGCGAAUUUACUGACGAAAGAAAAUGAAAACUGCCAACUAACUGAGCUACACCUAUUUAAAACUGAUUCAACAAAUGAAUUAGGUCCUAAAUAUUUAAGUGAUACUCUGAUGAAUGACAAGUGCAAACUUACUAAAUUAGACAUAAGCGACACUAAUUUAACAAAUGAAGGUGCUAAACAUUUACGUGAUGAUGCUCUGAUGAAUGACAAGUGCAAACUUACUAAAUUAGACAUUCGCUUUAGUGGUUUAAAAGAUGAAGGUGCUAAACAUUUAAGUGAUGCUCUGAUGAGUGACAAGUGCAAACUUACUGAAUUAGAUAUAAACGUCAAUUUGUUAACACAUGAAGGUGCUAAACAUUUACGUGAUGCUCUGAUGAGUGACAAGUGCAAACUUACUAAAUUAGGUAUAAACGUCAAUGAGUUAACACAUGAAGGUGCUAAACAUUUACGUGAUGCUCUGAUGAGUGACAAGUGCAAACUUACUAAAUUAGAUAUAAGCGGUAAUGGUUUAACAGAUGAAGGUGCUGAACAUUUAAGUGAUGCUCUGAUGAGUGACAAGUGCAAACUUACUGAAUUAUUUAUAAGCGGUAAUGGUUUAACAGAUGAAGGAGCUAAACAUUUACGUGAUGCUCUGAUGAAUGACAACUGCAAACUUACUGAAUUAGGUAUAGGAACCAAUGAGUUAACACAUGAAGCUGCUAAACAUUUACGUGAUGCUCUGAUGAGUGACAAGUGCAAACUUACUAAAUUAGACAUGAUGCGCAAUGGUUUAAAAGAUGAAGGUGCUAAACAUUUAAGUGAUGCUCUGAUGAGUAACAAGUGCAAUCUUACUGAAUUAGACAUACGCUACAAUAAUUUAACACAUGAAGGUGCUAAACAUUUACGUGACGCUCUGAUGAGUGACAACUGCAAACUUACUGAAUUAUGUAUAAACAACAAUGAGUUAACAAAUGAAGGUGCUAAACAUUUACGUGAUGCUCUGAUGAGUAACAAGUGCAAACUUACUAAAUUAGAUAUAAGCGGUAAUGGUUUAACAGAUGAAGGUGCUGAACAUUUACGUGAUGCUCUGAUGAGUGACAAGUGCAAACUUACUAAAUUAGACAUAAGGGGCAAUAAGUUAACACAUGAAGCUGCUAAACAUUUACGUGAUGCUCUGAUGAGUGACAAGUGCAAACUUACUAAAUUAGACAUGAUGCGCAAUGGUUUAAAAGAUGAAGGUGCUAAACAUUUAAGUGAUGCUCUGAUGAGUAAUAAGUGCAAUCUUACUGAAUUAGACAUACGCUACAAUAAUUUAACACAUGAAGGUGCUAAACAUUUACGUGACGCUCUGAUGAGUGCCAACUGCAAACUUACUGAAUUAUGUAUAAAGAACAAUGAGUUAACAAAUGAAGGUGCUAAACAUUUACGUGAUGCUCUGAUGAGUAACAAGUGCAAACUUACUAAAUUAGAUAUAAGCGGUAAUGGUUUAACAGAUGAAGGUGCUGAACAUUUACGUGAUGCUCUGAUGAGUGACAAGUGCAAACUUACUAAAUUAGACAUAAGGGGCAAUAAGUUAACACAUGAAGCUGCUAAACAUUUACGUGAUGCUCUGAUGAGUGACAACUGCAAACUUACUGAAUUAGACAUACGCUACAAUAAUUUAACACAUGAAGCUGCUAAACAUUUACGUGAUGCUCUGAUGAGUGACAACUGCAAACUUACUGAAUUAAGGUAUGAGAGAAAAUGA
Molecule: messenger RNA, 9412 nt
Organism: Paramuricea clavata
Lineage: Eukaryota; Metazoa; Cnidaria; Anthozoa; Malacalcyonacea; Plexauridae
Source: the annotation of a GenBank genome assembly